Molecule: messenger RNA, 683 nt
Organism: Camelina sativa (false flax)
Lineage: Eukaryota; Viridiplantae; Streptophyta; Magnoliopsida; Brassicales; Brassicaceae
Product: putative inactive ATP-dependent zinc metalloprotease FTSHI 2, chloroplastic
Biological process (GO): proteolysis; protein import into chloroplast stroma
Cellular component (GO): chloroplast
Molecular function (GO): ATP binding; ATP-dependent peptidase activity; ATP hydrolysis activity
Source: RefSeq, a predicted model, not a curated record
UUAAUCGACGAUUACGAUUGAUGAAUAUGGAAUCUGAAGCUUGAAGGCUUUGAAUCGAAUGACCUGGAAUCAGAGGAAGGGUAUGGAUUUGAAGAGACUGGAGAGAAAGAGAUAAGUAGCAACGGUGAUUUGGAAGCCAAUCUCCGAAGAAAGAAUCGACUAACAGUUGGAGAUUGAUGGGGGUUGAAUAUGGAGUCGAUUUAAUCGGUAGAGAGAUUGAAUCAAUUGGAAUCAGAAAGGCUCCAUCUGUGGUCUUCAUUGAUGAAUUAGAUGCUGUUGGAAGGGAGCGUGGGUUAAUAAAGGGUUCUGGAGGACAAGAAAGGGAUGCCACUCUUAAUCAGCUCCUUGUUUCUUUAGAUGGUUUUGAAGGAAGAGGAGAGGUCAUUACCAUCGCUUCCACAAACAGACCAGACAUUCUAGAUCCUGCGCUUGUGAGGCCUGGAAGGUUUGACCGCAAAAUUUUUAUCCCUAAACCUGGUCUUAUUGGACGGAUGGAGAUUCUGCAGUCCAUGCUCGUAAGAAGCCAAUGGCUGAAGAUUUGGACUAUAUGGCAGUUGCUAGCAUGACAGAUGGCAUGGUUGGAGCAGAGCUUGCCAAUAUCGUUGAGAUAGCAGCAAUUAAUAUGAUGCGUGAUGGAAGAACAGAGUUAACAACAGAUGAUUUGCUUCAAGCUGCACAAAUAU